Molecule: messenger RNA, 849 nt
Organism: Chilo suppressalis (striped riceborer)
Lineage: Eukaryota; Metazoa; Arthropoda; Insecta; Lepidoptera; Crambidae
Source: the annotation of a GenBank genome assembly
AUGAACACAGAUAAAUUAAUAGAAUGUGUCAAAAAGUACCCAAUAUUGUAUGACACACAACACGAGAACUUUACGAAUCAAGAGAAACGAGCAGAGACAUGGGAAGCUAUUGCCAGUGAAAUGAAUGAAAGAAGUGAAGCGUUACGCCGAAAAUGGAAAAUGUUAAAAUAUGGAUAUACUAAAUAUAAAGAUCUAAAUGACGGCAAAACUACACCAAACGGUACCAGAGCAAUGAAUUGGUGUUGGGGUUUCCAAUUACAAUUUUUGGAUAAUUAUAAUUUAAAACGAAAAAAGAAAUCUAAGUAUCGUACAUCAUACAGUUCAAGCACUCCAGUGCCUGCUUCAUCUACCCAUGUUGAUUCGAAAGCUGCUACGCCUUCGCGAAUAGAUCGAGAUUGUAAUGAGAUAUCGCAAGAAGAAAAUAGUUUACUGGAUGAAAUUCAACCGACAUCGUCUGUAGCACCGGCGUCAGCAAUUCGUACACCUCAGGUGGCAUCCCAGGUCUCUCAAAAUCGAGCUGCAGCAGCAAACGCGAUCGAUGACGACAUCGAAAAGAUACUUAACUUUAUGCGAAACAAACGAAAGAGGCCCCAUACCGACGCCGUAGAUGACCUCUUCCAGAGCUACGCUAAAACAUUUAAGAAGUUCUCUAUACAAACGCAAAUAAUGUUGAAAGUGAACAUGGCAAAGUUGUUCGCUGAUGCUGAACUGUUGGAAGACGAUAUGAAUCAAUGUCAGUCGCCAGUACAUGCAUUUGUUAGUGUCGAUUGUGAUAUUAAAGCAGAACCUUCAUACGAUGUCAGCUUUGAACCGAACGAUUCCACAGGAAGCAUCCUCGCCGAUGAGUAG